AUGCCAUCUGCAAUUGUUACUGGUGCAACCGGUAUCACUGGCAGUGCCAUUGUGCACCACCUAUGUAAUGACUCGCGGUAUGACAAGAUUUACUCACUGUCCCGAAGCAACCGCGGCUAUGAAAACUCCAAGAUCCAGCACGCCACUCUAGAUCUCCAAGCGUCUCCCAAGGAGAUGGCUAAUAGUCUGAAAGAUGUCUCUGCGGACUACGUCUAUUUCUGCGCUUACCUGGCUCGAGAUGACCCAGCCGAGUCGUCACGUGUGAACGGGAUGAUGCUGUCGAAUUUUCUUCAAGCACUGGAAAUCACAGGUGCUAUCAAGAAGCUGAAGCGUUUCAUUCUGACAUGCGGCUUCAAACAAUAUGGAGUCGACCUAGGCCAUUGUAAGCAGCCGCUCCAGGAGGAUGACCCUCUCCUGGUGGAUAACCGUGGUGGCGUCUCCUGGCCGCCCAUCUUCUACUACGAACAGGAGCGGGUCCUUAAGGAUGCGGCCACCCGCGGGACGUGGGAAUGGAUUGUGACUCUCCCACAGGACGUCUUGGGCUACGCACGAGACAACUUCAUGAAUGAAGCUAGUGCGCUGGGUCUAUAUUGCGCUGUCAGCAAGGCACUUCCAGGGUCCGAGCUUCCAUUCCCUGGCGGUAAAGCCAAUUACUUCGCUUUCAACUGCUGGACCUCAGCAAACCUACACGCCAAAUUUUGUCUCUGGGCAGCGACGGCCCCCAACGCCGGGAAUAACAUCUUCAACGUGAUAAACGGGGAUACGGAGUCAUUUCAGAAUUUGUGGCCUCGGCUUGCUGCACGCUUUGGCUGUAAGAUUCCCAAACCGAUGUUUCCGCACGGUGGUACCCCGGACAGCCAAGGUUUCGGUCAAUAUGAGGCGAGCACUGUGCGAAAGGAAAGCCAGCAUCCGCUUACGGUGCACGCAGACAAGAUUGGAGUCUCGGCUGAAGGUAAGCCCACUCUAUUUCUCCAGGUUGAUCCCGAGAAAUGGGCGAAGCGCAAGGAUGUGAACGAGGCGUGGGGUAAAUUGCGCAAUACGUACAAUCUCGAUCAAAAAGCGUGGGAAAGUGCUACAUGGGACUUUUUAACCUUUGUCCUGGGAAGGGACUGGAGCUGCGUUGGGACAAUGAGCAAAGCGCGUCGGUUAGGUUGGACCGGGUACGCCGAUACUUGGGAGGAGCUGGAGAAGACUUUCGACGUUCUUGAGCGCGAGGGUGUUUUGCCCCCGGUGGAAAAGCUGAGAAAGGAGUUUUAA
Molecule: messenger RNA, 1257 nt
Organism: Talaromyces amestolkiae
Lineage: Eukaryota; Fungi; Ascomycota; Eurotiomycetes; Eurotiales; Trichocomaceae
Exons: 2
Coding region: 1-1257 (418 amino acids)
Source: RefSeq, a predicted model, not a curated record